CUAUAGACACCUUCAUCUCUUCAACACUAUCACAUAUUGUUUGACUGUACCAAAUAUUUUUUUAUCCUCUUUCGUUUGGUCGUUGAUUGAUUUUUUUCUACAGUGUUUUAAAGGACACACACAUAUACAUAUUUUCAUUUUCCUCUUACCUAAUUUCUUUAUCUGUCCUUUUUUUUUAACGGCCAUAUAUCCCUGCCCCUCCCCCCCUUUUGGUAAUUAAUUAAUCAUCGCUGGAUUUUUUUUUUAUGUGAGAGAAAGAGGAAAGUUCAACAUUGAAACAAACAAUAAUUCCCCCCUCCCCUCACAACAAAACUUUCCGUUGAACGCUUGUCUUCAAGAAAGAGAGUAAUCAUGGAAAGUCCGAAGAAGCCCAAGAUUCAAUCGAAUUCUACACUGAAGAAAUAUCUGUUCACACGAGAGAAACACUUAAGUAAGGCCCCAUAUUUAUACAGUUACACCUGGGCCCGCCAAUAUGGACUAUUUAAUGACCGGGCACGUAAACUGGCAAAACGGCAAGCUGCCCUUAACAUGCCACAAUUGUUCAAGGAGAAAGAAUUCAUUCUGGAAUAUUUUAACAAGAUUUUUGCAUCUCAGUGGUUGGAUAAGAAUUUGGUUGUCAUGGGUACCAAAUGUAACAAAUUAAUUGUACUAGAUGUGGUGACUGGACGCAUGUUUGACAUCCCAUCACUGAAGAGCAGCUCAUCAUGUGCUGCUGCUCCUGACUCCUGCGGUAUCCACAGCAUUGAAAUCAACCCUUCACGGACAUAUUUAGCAACUGGAGCAGAGACAACAAAUGACCUUGCUAUAUACAAGCUGCCAACAUUCGAUCCGCUUUGCGUUGGAGAACUGGCUCAUAAGGACUGGAUCUAUGAUAUGACUUGGUUGACAGAUGACACAAUAGUAACAGGUUCCAAAGACAGCACGAUUGCUAUAUGGAAGAUAAAGGAACAAAAUACAGACAUGUACAAUACAUUACCACCUCGCUAUUCCCAUAUUUCACCCGAAUGUAUCAAAAGAUGCGGUUCAGCUGAGAAAAUCCGGUCAUUUGCUUACUGUAAAGGACGACAGGAGCUUGCGUUGAGUUCGCUCAAUGAAUAUUUUCAAACGUGGGAUAUGAACAGAACUAAACAGGUGUUACAGUUAUCUUUACCCCAUUUCCGAGAGCCAGUCUGCAUGACAUACUGCAACGAAAGGCAAAUGUAUGCAGUUGGAUCGCAAGCUCAUGUCACCUUUAUUGACACAAGAACGCCGCAGCAAAUCACAAGCAUCAAGUCAAAAGAAGGAAAUUCUGGUAUUCGGUCAAUCAGUGUUCGCCACGAUGUCAUCACUCUGGGAACAGGGCUGAGUGUUGUGAUAUUCUUGGAUGUACGUACAAAACAGUUCCUGGAAACUCCGUCUGGGAAGCAUUGUCAAUUAGUUGUCAGUGAAGGUUGGACUAACAAAGAAAACAACUCGCCUUUGAUGCGGACGAGGUACUCCAAUUCCAUCUUCACACACAAGUACGAUGAUACAGGUGUCCGGCUAUUCACUGCAGGUGGGCCGAUGCCUUCGGACAUACAAGGAAAUUAUGUUGGCAUCUGGUCUUGACUUCAACAAAAACAACAACAGCAACAAGCAGUCUUCUUUAUUCACCCAUCUAUUUCUUCUCCCCAUCGUCUUCCAGAAGCCCACGAUGAAAUGAUUUCUUUUAAAACACAAUAACACUUUAUGUCCACACACACACCUGCACACACAUACACACACACACAUACAUGCACACUUACACACACACACAUACAUCAUUGCCACCAAACCUUUAUAACCAGUCUUCAGUACGAACAUUGUAUCUGCAUGAACCUGUUAAACUAUAUGUAGACCUUUACUUCAAAUGGAAUUACACAUGACUGAAAAACCCCGUUAACACAGAUAUCAUCAACACGGACACACUA
Octopus bimaculoides (California two-spot octopus) is the source of this 1928-nucleotide messenger RNA. RefSeq names its product DDB1- and CUL4-associated factor 12. Gene Ontology annotation, molecular function: protein binding. Gene Ontology annotation, cellular component: Cul4-RING E3 ubiquitin ligase complex. Lineage: Eukaryota; Metazoa; Mollusca; Cephalopoda; Octopoda; Octopodidae. The record is from RefSeq and is a predicted model, not a curated record.